Messenger RNA from Homo sapiens (human), 1361 nucleotides. RefSeq names its product NADH:ubiquinone oxidoreductase subunit B6 (gene NDUFB6). Gene Ontology annotation, cellular component: mitochondrial inner membrane; respiratory chain complex I; mitochondrion. Gene Ontology annotation, biological process: proton transmembrane transport; mitochondrial electron transport, NADH to ubiquinone. NCBI's taxonomy places the organism in Eukaryota, Metazoa, Chordata, Mammalia, Primates, Hominidae. Bases 100 to 486 code for a protein of 128 amino acids. The record is from RefSeq and is marked reviewed. The transcript has 4 exons.
GUUCCCGCAAGGUCGCUUUGCAGAGCGGGAGCGCGCUUAAGUAACUAGUCCGUAGUUCGAGGGUGCGCCGUGUCCUUUUGCGUUGGUACCAGCGGCGACAUGACGGGGUACACUCCGGAUGAGAAACUGCGGCUGCAGCAGCUGCGAGAGCUGAGAAGGCGAUGGCUGAAGGACCAGGAGCUGAGCCCUCGGGAGCCGGUGCUGCCCCCACAGAAGAUGGGGCCUAUGGAGAAAUUCUGGAAUAAAUUUUUGGAGAAUAAAUCCCCUUGGAGGAAAAUGGUCCAUGGGGUAUACAAAAAGAGUAUCUUUGUUUUCACUCAUGUACUUGUACCUGUCUGGAUUAUUCAUUAUUACAUGAAGUAUCAUGUUUCUGAAAAACCAUAUGGCAUAGUUGAAAAGAAGUCCAGAAUAUUCCCUGGUGAUACAAUUCUGGAGACUGGAGAAGUAAUUCCACCAAUGAAAGAAUUUCCUGAUCAACAUCAUUAAAGAUUAUGUAAAAAGUUAAAAGGCUUAUGAGCCUAAGUUUGUUCCUAUAUUACCAUAUUUACUGAAUUUUCUGGAAAAGUAACUUUAAUAAAGUUUAAUCUCAGAAAUUGUCAUAUCUGUUUUCAAGCAUUGUACAAUUUGAGACUGAGUAAUUUAACAAUAAGUAAAAAGUGGACAUGCUAAACAAAUAUGAGAGACUACCUACUUUUUCUGGUCAUUCUUGACUUGGAAAACGGUAUGGAAAAGUAUUUAGUUACAUGUUUGUUUGUUUUUUUCUUACACAGUACUUACACUAAUUUGGUAUCAGGGUAUGCAACAGUGAAAUAUCACAAUAAACAAAUGUAAGAACAGCAAUUCCAUGCACUUUUGUUUUAAGGAAAUCUUUCCGGCCAGGCGCAGUGGCUCAUGCCUGUAAUCCCAGCACUUUGGGAGGCCGAGGCGGGCAGAUCACGAAGUCAGGAGAUCGAGACCAUCAUGGCUAACACAGUGAAACCCCGUCCCUACUAAAAAUACAAAAAAAUUAGCCGGGCGUGGUGGCGGGCUCCUGUAGUCCCAGCUACUGCGGAGGCUGAGGCACGAGAUUGGUGUGAACCCAGAAGGCGGAGCUUGCAGUAAGCCGAGAUAGUGCCACUGAGCCUGGGCGACAGAGCAAGACUCCGUCUCAAAAAAAAAAAAAGCUUUCCGAAUCAUUUUUGAAGAAUUUAGAAACUUGAUUGAAAAGCUUAUUCCAACUAUGAUCUGACACUCAAGACUGUCAGAUUUAGGUUGCUGUUAAUUUUGUCAUGAGAAUGUAAAAUACUAAAAUCUCUAAGUGAAAAAUUUGCAUACUAGUGCUUGUUAUAAAGGAUAAUGCAAAAAUAAACUUGGGAACUUUG